This is a messenger RNA of Colossoma macropomum (tambaqui), 1230 nucleotides long. RefSeq names its product relaxin family peptide receptor 3.2a (gene rxfp3.2a). Gene Ontology annotation, biological process: immune response; G protein-coupled receptor signaling pathway. Gene Ontology annotation, molecular function: G protein-coupled receptor activity. The transcript has a single exon. The record is from RefSeq and is a predicted model, not a curated record. NCBI's taxonomy places the organism in Eukaryota, Metazoa, Chordata, Actinopteri, Characiformes, Serrasalmidae. Bases 1 to 1230 code for a protein of 409 amino acids. Gene Ontology annotation, cellular component: membrane.
AUGCAGGCGAACAGCAGCGCGUCUCCGCCCGGCUCGAGCCCAUGCGCUCUGGGCGCGGACGAGGGCGACGACCCGUGGAACCGGAGCGAGCUCUCGCUGCGCUGCUGGCUCCAGCUGCUUUCCAAGGACCCCGCCGUGGAGGCGCACGCGGACGGCGCGAGCGCAGCGCUGCGCGUGGCCAUCGCACUGGUGUACCUGGUGGUGUGCGCGCUCGGCCUGGUGGGCAACGUGCUAGCGCUAUGCGUGCUGCGCUCGCGCCACAGCCUGCGGCGCUCCUCCAUCAACUGCUUCGUGAUGAGCCUCGCGGCCACGGACUUGCAGUUCGUCCUCACGCUGCCCUUCUGGGCUGUGGACACGGCGCUGGACUUCCGUUGGCCUUUCGGCAAGCUCAUGUGCAAGCUCGUGAGCUCAGUGACCACCAUGAACAUGUACGCCAGUGUCUUCUUCCUCACGGCCAUGAGCGUCGCGCGCUACUGCGCGCUGGCUUCUUCGCUGCGCACGGCCCCGGACGCGGCCGCGUGCGGCGGUGGCGGCGGCGCCCGGCGCGCCAGCGUGGCCAUCUGGCUCGUGGCGCUGGCCGCCACGCUGCCGCACGCCGUCUACUCCACUACAGCGCGCGUGGCCGAUGACGACGAACUGUGCCUUGUGCGCUUCCCGGACACGGGCGGCUGGGACCCGCAGCUGCUGCUCGGCCUCUACCAGACGCAGAAGGUGCUCCUGGGCUUCCUCGUGCCGCUGGUAGUGAUCUGCGCGUGCUACCUGCUGCUGCUGCGCUUCGUGUUAAAGAGGCGCGUGAGCAGCGGCGCGCCGCCCAGCUCGGAGGAGCGCGAGCGCGGCCGGCGUCGGCGCCGCUCGCGCGUCACCAAGUCCGUCACGGUCGUCGUGCUGUCUUUCUUCGUGUGCUGGCUGCCCAACCAGGCGCUCACGCUGUGGGGCGUGCUCAUCAAGUUCGACCUCGUGCCCUUCAGCAAGGCCUUCUACAACGCGCAGGCCUACGCGUUCCCGCUCACCGUGUGCCUCGCGCACACCAACAGCUGCCUCAACCCAGUGCUCUACUGCCUCGUGCGCCGCGAGUAUCGCGCCGGGCUCAAGCAGCUGCUGCUUAAGGCCGCGCCGUCCGCGCGCACCCUAGCCAGGCUCGCGCGCAGAGGCAAGAAGGUGGCCGAGGCGCCGCCGCCACCCCCGUCUACGCAGGGACUGGCCGUGGUGCGCGUGGACGGGGCAUUGUGA